CCUAACACUACCCUGUCUGGUCUGUAGGCCUUGCCGAAAUCGUCAGAGCCCCAUCCAAGGGGCCUGCGCUGGAGCAAAGCUGAGUUCACACUUGGCUUUCUCAGCCUACCGUCACCAGCCCUGGCUUCCUUAGCCAUAACGGUGCGGGAAAAGGGUCUGCUGUCGCGUGGGGACUGCAUCGGCAUUGGCGUCUCGCUUCUGACCCUUUGCUAGCUGCGGGCCCACGGCGCGAGGAGCGGCAGCUGUAGCGGACGCGGCGCGGCGCCAUGGAGAGCUAUGGCGACGACGACUACGAGGACGCGCACGGAUCAGACAGGCACUCCCGCCACACGCGCAGCAGCUACAGUGACUCCGAGCCCCCCUCGGCGCGCGGGCGCGGGUCUCACGGCGCGCGGUACGAGGAGGAGGAGGGGGAUGGGGGGGAAGGGGACGAGGCGUAUGAGGAGGAGAAUGGGGAAGAGGGGUACGACGAUGGGCGCAGCAGCCACAGGGACGGCGGAGAUCCGCUCUUCCACUCCGCGGAGUUCCCCAUGGGGGGAAACCCAGCGUCGGGCAGCGAGCGGGGCUCGCGCGCGAACUGGGACGCGUCCACAGAAGACUCGUACGACCGCCGCGACCGGCCGCGCGACGCUGACCGCGGCCACGAUCGCGACGGCGACGGCGACGACGACGACGGCGACUACGGCGACCAGGGCUCCCCGCGGUCGCAGGCGAGCUACCGCUCGGGGUCGUACCGCGAGGGGGGCAGCCGCCAGCAGGCGCAGCGGCGCAGGGGGGGGCGGGAUGACGACGAGGGGUACGGGGAGGAGGAUGAUGAGGAGUAUUACGACGACGGGGACGAGGACUACGGGCGCACGGAGACGUACAAACGCGCGGGGUCGUUUUCGCGCACGGGGACGUUUUCGCGCACGAUGACGUUCUUUGGGCGCAGCCUGACGCGCACCAACACCAUGUCGAAGAACCUGUCAAGGAACCUCACGCGCAGCAUCACGCGGCAGUACAAGUUCGAAACGGAAGAGGAAGUGGAGGAGGCGGCGGCGGCGAUGGAGGAGGCGCGGCGGCAGCGGCUGGAGAAGGGCGACGGGGCGCUGGAGGACGCGACGACCAAGGUGGUGGAGAGCACGUCCAAGCUCGCGCGCACCAUGACCAUGGCUGCCGCUGCGCCCGUCGUUGCUGUGCUCGAGAACGAGCAAGUGCAGAAGCAACUCAAUUUCUUCAAGGAGCGCGCGCUCACCAUGGCAGUGGGCCGCCCCGACUGGCACCCCGAGCCCCCCAAGGUCCCCCUGCCCGCGGCCUGCAACUGCUGCUCGCUGCUGAUCAUCUUCCUCGUGCUGCUCCUCCCGGGCCUCCUCUUCUUCGACGUCACCCGUCAGCCCGUCAUGAGCGUCUACGUGACUGCCAUUGCCACGCCCGCGGGCCCCCAGAUGCCGCCCUUGAACCUGCCACCGCUGGGGCAGGUGUGCAGCUCGGGGGGGUUUGGCGCACAGGCAGUGAACCCGGGCGUGAAGACGAUUAAUAGCACCUGGUGGAGCAAUGCGCUGGCGGAUGGCGCUCAGAUCCAGCUGCAGUCGUACGGCAACCUGUGGGUGUCCCCACAGCCGCCCAAUGGCCUGCUCAAGGGCGUUGUCAAGCAGAUCCCAGGGACGCCCCCUCCCCCUUACACCACGCCCCCGGGCUCCCCCAUAGUCGUCCUCCCUGAAGCGCCCGCCACCAGCAACACCCAGUCCCCUCCCCCUGGUCCCGCCUUCCCCCCGCCCUCCCCUCCCCCCAUCGCUCCGCCCCCGCCCUAUGUGCCGCCGCCGCUCUCCCCCCCACCAACCUUCCCCCCUCCCGCGCCCCCUUCCCCUCCUCCAGCGCCCUACGUCACCCCUCCCCCAGCCCCGCCUCCCCCCAUUACUCCCCCAUCGCCGCCCGCCCCUCCUGCCUCCCCCCCGCCCCCAUCCCCGCCCUUGGCUCCCCCGCCCCCUUUCGUUCCCCCGCCUCCCCCUUCCCCGCCUCUCCCCCCUGGUGCCAUCCCCGCGCCAACCCUCCCCCCUGGGGUGUACGCCCCCCCGCCUCGCAAGAACCUGCCACCAUAUAUCCCUGGGAUGACAGGAGCGAUUAACAUGGGUGAGAAUGUGAUUCUUGACAUUAGCAAGGUGAAUGCAGUGGUGGUGUACGGUGAGGAUGACAUGGGGCAUGUUACCAGAGGCUCCUUUAUAGCGAAUUCCUUCUACGUGGAUGUGAUUGUAACGGGGAAAGGUCAGGAACGGGGCUCGUAUGCAGCAGAGUUGUGGAAUGAGGGGAACAAAACAGUGGAGUUUCAACCCGGCCCGGUUAUCGACAGCCUCUUAAGCCGCCGCCGCUCCAUCGGCGAACUCUCUUACCUAAAAGUGCUUAACGGGACGUUCCUGGGGGGGAAUUCGGACAGCAAGUACGGGAGCACAGCCAAGCUCGCAGACAACACGACUAAGGACAUAGGGGGUCUGCCUGUAUGGGGUACAAUCCUGGACGGGGUCCUCUACAACAACACGAUUGAAAUCACCAAGGACAACCGCCCACGAUUUGGCUAUGGCUACACCCCUCCCCCUACCGGCUCCUGGUUCGGAGGCGGCGGCCGCCGCAGGCUCCUCCAAGCAGCCGACCCUCCCCCGUCCCCUCCCCCCACUCCUGCUACCGGCGCUUCCAAGCCGAAGCCUGCUCCCCCUCCGCCAGGCGCCCCCGCCGCCUCUCCAUCUGAUAGCGGGGGCCCGUUUGGGGCGUAUGGGCGCGGGCCGCUGGGGCUGAACACGAACACGGCCCCGGGCGUGAAUGAGUUUUUCACGGUGGUGAGGGUGAACAAGACAUCGUUCCGGCUGAAGGCGCCCAACGGGAACUGGCUGACUGUGAACAAGGACAGUGCGCUCGUGGCCACGGAGACUGGCAAGACGGCCGAAGGGAUCUUCGCCGCAGAGAUGGUGGGGCAGCAGCAGAUAGUCCUGCGCACGUAUGACGGCGGGGUAGUGGGGUGGAGGAACGCGGACGCUGUGGGGCAGCUGCAGGUGCAGCGCAGCAAGAACGCAUUCGACGCCAUGGGCGGGGGGCCCCCCGGCGCGCAGUACACGUGGAACGUGCGGGAAGUCACGCAGGUGGCUCGCAUCCGCGGCAUGAACAUGGGAGGGUGGCUGGUGCUGGAGCAGUGGAUGACCCCCGACAUGUAUGAUGGCGUGCCGGACCUCGUCGACGGCUGGGAGCUCAAGUUCAAGUCCGUGGCCAAUGGGAAGUACCUCCGUGCCACCGUCACCGGCGACCACAAGCUGCGGUGCACGGGGGACGGCGGCAGCAUAGACGGGGACCACUUUGUGAUCCGCAGGGUGGACGGUGCAGGGGGCAAGGUGCAGGUGCGCCUGUGGAAGUCGGGGCUCUUCGUGCAGGCGCAGGGCGGCGGGGGCGGCGCUGUCAUCACCCAGUUCGACAUGCCCCGCGCUGACAGCAGUGACGUGUGGACCAUGGAGGUGUCGUCGGACAGCAGCAAGGCGCAGUUCAGGGCCAACAACGGCAUGUACCUCAACGUGCAGGGGGACGAGGUCGCUGCCUCCGCCUCCUCUGGCUCCUUCGACGGCUCCACCGCCUUCUACAUCGACCGAGUGACGUCGGUGCAGGGCGAGUGGCAGACGGCAGCGUACGCGCGCGACUCGGCGAACCGGCUGCAGGGGCACUGGAAGUCGUUCAUCAGCGAGGACGACUGGCGGUACCUGGGCGAGCAGGGCAUCAACACCGUGCGCAUCCCCGUGGGCUACUGGAUCAUGCAGGGCAACGAGCCUGACUGGCCCUUUGUGCCGGGGACUGAUGCUGUGCUCGAUAGUGCAUUCUCCAUGGCAGAGAAGUACUCUAUCCGCAUCUGGCUGUCAAUGCACAGCGCCCCCGGCGGGCAGAACCACGGCAGUGAAAGCUCGUCGCGGGACGGAGCAGCGGACUGGCAGCGCUACGACGGCAACAUCAACAAGACGCUCGACUGCAUCGAGUGGCUCGCCAGCAGGUACUCCAAGAGCCCAGCGCUGUUCGGCAUCGGGCUGCUGAACGAGCCCAACACGGACAUGGUACCGCUGGGGACGGGCGGCAGCCCCAGCGGGCGGCUGAAGCAGUACAUGCUGGACGCGUACCACCUCGUGCGCAAGUACUCGCCCUGCGCGUUUGUUGGCAUCUCGCCGCUGCUGGGGCAGCCCCCGGCCACCGACAUGACUGGCUUCAUGACCAAUGCGCUGGAGUUCAACAACGUGAUGAUAGACGUGCACUACUACAACGUGUUUGACCCGGACAUCAACACCAACCCCAGCUUCCAGGCGCAUGUCGACUAUGUGCACAACCAGCGCGCCAACGAGCUCAAGGCGCUCUCCGAAGGCGACCGCACUGUCCUUGUCGGUGAGUGGUCCCUGGCCCUGCCGGACUUUGUGGGGGCGAGUGAGGGGGACUACGGGGUGUUCAGCCAGGCGCAGCUGGAGGUGUACAACAACGCCACGGGCGGGUGGUUCUUCUGGUCCUUCAAGGUGGACGCCAACUCGCGCGGCGUGCCCAACUGGGCCAUGGUCACCGCGCAGAACAAGGGCUGGCUCACAUACUGAGGGGGUUGGGCGGAAAAGGGGGAUGGGGGAGGGGGGGAUGGCUACAACAAAGGCUUGACUGACUGAUCGGACCUGACUGACAGUCUCCUGUGCUGUCUGUCUGCCUUUAUGCCUGUCUCGCUUAGUAUUUGGGACUACGGUGGGUGGGUAGCUGUUGAUUGUUGACUUGUGGAUGGGGGUGGUGGUUUCAGGCUGUGGAAUGUGAGGUGAUCGGUGGGUGGUAUUUAUUCUGGCUUCUUCUGGGUGUAAUAAUUGCAAGUUGGUAUUGGCAUAUCACCUUGCUAGGUUUUGUCACUAUUGUAUGGGAUGGGAUGUCUGUGCUGACAGUGGUAGGAGAAAUCACUAGCAGCGGGAAGUGGAGUCACUAACUGGCCGUUGUCAGGCACUUGUAGUGUAAUACUAUGGGGCCGAAGUUGGGGUCGGAUCACCUCGCAUAAAUUUCAGAUCCACAUUUCUCGUAGGACGUAUAUAUACAUGCAUUCCGUGCCACAUUU
Closterium sp. NIES-67 is the source of this 5074-nucleotide messenger RNA. The record is from the annotation of a GenBank genome assembly. Lineage: Eukaryota; Viridiplantae; Streptophyta; Zygnematophyceae; Desmidiales; Closteriaceae.